Messenger RNA from Oreochromis niloticus (Nile tilapia), 4988 nucleotides. Its product is annotated as disintegrin and metalloproteinase domain-containing protein 11. Bases 714 to 3545 code for a protein of 943 amino acids. Lineage: Eukaryota; Metazoa; Chordata; Actinopteri; Cichliformes; Cichlidae. Gene Ontology annotation, biological process: proteolysis. Gene Ontology annotation, molecular function: metalloendopeptidase activity. The transcript has 24 exons. The record is from RefSeq and is a predicted model, not a curated record.
GUGCUGAAGUGAAUAAAAAUGAAUUAUAAGAAUAUCUUGAACAGUAUGAGCUGUUUAAGGCAGAAACAAGGUGUGAACAGUAAGGCCUCUGCUGUAGCUUGUUUGUCACAGGGUGUCUUGGGUUCAUAAUGUCUCUCCUCGGUCGGGACCACUUUCAUCCCCUAUAGAGCUGUGAUCUUCAUGUCACCGCUUUCCCAGAUACUCCUGAUUAACUCCUUCAUGUUCAGAAAAUGAAUGAACUGCCCAUCCCUGAUCCCUUUUCGAGCUUUUCUCCGGCUGGCGGGCUGUCACAUCCUCUUCUUGCGCAGAGCUGCAUGGCAACGGGAGGAGGAGGCUGCUCGGGAUGAAGGAGGGUACCAGCGUCCCACGUGUCCUCCUCACCGCAGACCCAACGCAUUGCUCUUCGGUUUCCCAUCCUUUCGUUUCCGCAUACUGCAGAUUCGCAUAUACACACACAUACAACCUCAUCCAUACACCCAUACGCACCCGCGCAGGCUUGCGGAGCUAUGAUUCCGCGGUGCGCACUCUCCCGUUCCACACUAUUUCUUCACUGAUCACUCUCUAGGCCUGUAUCGAUCAUCUCCGACACAGGCCUGUCACUUAUUUUUUUCAUCAUUCUGAUAUGCAAAUCCAAAUUCUCUGUAGCAGUGUUGACCGGAGCUGAGAGGGCGAGUGAUUGAGAGGGGGAGAGAUGAGAGGAGGCACAUCGUCAGAUGUUUAGUAGAUUGAUUUUGGAUCCUCGCCAUCAUUUCUGCGAUUUUUUUAGUCUUUUCCUCACUCCGUGUGCCGGGUUCGUGACAUCCUGCGGCUCUCCAUGCUGUAAUCCGGGGGAAUAUGUGAAGAUCAUGCUGGCGGUGUGGUGCUUCACGGUCUUUGCUGCAGUGGGCGAGAGGCUUGCAGUCUCAGGUGUUGACAGGAACCUGGAGCAGGAUGGAAGCAUGUGGGACUGGUUUGCCCCAAUGGGCUGGGCGGAUAGUGGGGACACUGCAACCGAGAUCAUUUAUCCAAAGCGCCUGGUACAGCAAAUCAAGUCGGAGGAAGAAAUGGCUCAUGACUACUUGGGUACCAGGGUGAAGAAUAGCACCGGGGACACCUUGCCUGUCCACUUGGCCCAGAGCUGUUUCCAAGUAGAAGCCUUCGGACGCACCUUCACUUUAGACCUGGAAUUAAAUCACCAUCUUCUGUCUUCAGAUUAUGUAGAACGGCACUUUAACCAGGAUGGCAGACCCUUUCAGUCUGUGGGAGGGGAACACUGCUACUAUCAGGGAAGGUUAAGAGGUUUACCAGAGUCCUGGGCAGCAGUCUCCACAUGCCAUGGCUUGUGUGGCAUGUUCUCUGAUGGCUUCUUCAGUUACGGUAUUGAGCCCUUUCACAAUGACAGCAAUCAGUAUGAUGGUGCUCACCUAAUACGCAGGAUGCCUGAUAUCAGACUUCCGGCCCAUUGUCCAGACUGUACAGAGGACAGUGAGUGGGAUGGCAGAGGAGGUGAUGGCGAUGAUGAUGACAGACCGGACCAAGUGAGGGAGCAGCAGGCGUCUGGGGGUCUGCGACGGUCCAAGCGAAGUGUUCGCAAGCCCUCUGUGCAGACUGAGACCAAAUAUAUUGAGCUGAUGGUGGUCAAUGACAAUGAUAUGUUUGUACAGCUGCGUCGCUCAAGCAGCCAAACCAAGAACUUUGCCAAAGCUGUGGUCAACACGGCAGAUACGAUCUAUCAGGAACAGCUGAACACAAGGAUCGUACUGGUCGCCAUGGAGACCUGGACCUCUAAAAAUAUGAUGCCAGUAGUGGAAGACCCAUUGAUAACGCUGCAAAACUUCAUGAAGUACAGGAAGGACAACAUCAGAGAGCAGAGUGAUGUAGUCCAUCUUUUCUCAGGGCGUAACUUUCAUAGUAGCCGUAGUGGGACAGCCUACACAGGAGGGGUGUGCUCUCCAACAAGAGGAGGAGGAAUUAACGAGUAUGGAAAUGUAGGUGCGAUGGCCAUCACUUUGUGCCAGAGUCUUGGCCAGAACAUUGGGAUGAGGUGGAACAAUGCACGUAACUCUGCAGGAGACUGCAAAUGCCCAGAUGCCUGGGUGGGAUGCAUCAUGGAAGACACAGGAUUCCAUCUGCCCAGAAAGUUUUCUCGCUGCAGCGUUGACGAGUACAUCCAGUUCUUGCUCCAGGGAGGUGGCAGCUGCCUCUUCAACAAGCCCAACAAGCUGUUGGACCCUCCUGAGUGUGGGAAUGGGUUUGUGGAGCCAGGAGAAGAGUGUGAUUGUGGAUCCCAGCUGGAAUGUGCCCGUAGGGGAGGAGCCUGCUGUAAAAAGUGCACCCUUACCCAUGAUGCCAUGUGCAGUAACGGACUCUGCUGCAGUGGCUGCAAGUAUGAGCAGAGAGGCGUGGUGUGUCGACAGGCUGUGAAUGACUGUGACAUCCCGGAAACUUGCACUGGAGACUCUAGCGAGUGCCCUCAUAAUGUCCACAAGCUAGAUGGAUACAUGUGUGAUAAUAGUCAGGGACGAUGUUACAGUGGGCGAUGUAGGACUCGUGAUGGACAAUGCAAGGGGCUCUGGGGCUAUAAUUCAGCAGACAGGUUUUGUUAUGAGAAGCUGAAUGCUGAGGGGACAGAAAAAGGAAAUUGUGGCCCCGGUCCUGAUGGCCAAGGCUGGCUGCAGUGCAACAAGCCAGAUGUUUUAUGCGGGUUCCUGUUCUGUGCUAAUGUGACAACGAAGCCAAAGUUUGGAGACCUCCAAGGUGAGGUGACCAGCUUCACCCUCUAUCACCAGAACAAGUACUUGGACUGCAGGGGUGGCCAUGCUCUGCUAGAGGACGGCUCAGACCUGGGCUAUGUGGAGGAUGGCACUCCAUGUGGUCCCAACAUGAUGUGUUUGGAGAGACGCUGCCUCCCUGUGGCUGCAUUCAACCUCAGCACAUGCCCAGGAUCCAACUUUGGACGCAUUUGUUCUGACCAUGGGACCUGCAGUAAUGAAGUGAAGUGUAUCUGUGACAGGGACUAUACCGGGAAGGAUUGCAGUGUCUUCGAUCCCAUCCCUGAGCCCACAGUCGCAACAGGCCCAGAGAAGAAAGAUCUGGUGGAGGAUAAGAUCUGUCUGUCUUUCUGUCUCUGUGUCCUGUCCACUUCUGUCUUCCUCCUCGCACUGUGUCAUUUCACGUCGAAGAAGAGGGGAACAAAAAAAAAGUCUUCCACUACUGUCCCACAAUAUCUCCAAAACCUCUUCCGAGCAUCGUUUCCUCCACGAUCGCGUCUGCUCCUUUCGUCUGUCCUCCUGGGGCCUGUGGAGCUCCUCUCACCAUACCAGCCAAAUCAUACUCAUGUGGCUGCUGCCAGCAGGCCACUGAGGAUUACGUCCAGGCCACGCCUAGAGCAAGCAGGUGGCUCUCCCUGUGGGAGACACCGGGGUCUUCCUCCAGUCCAGUGGCUAUACGAAUGUGCUUUGGUGUCUGUGUACCUCUUCUCACGUCUCGGACAGUCUGAUCAAGAACAUAUCAACGGUGGACCAAAUGAGACACGUCUUUCCAAUGCCUGCCUGCACAUAAACUAACCCGGCCGUCACUUGAGUCCACAGGUAAAUGCUGGACUAGCACACAGACUGAAAUAAUGUAACAGGGGCUGUAUUGUUUCCUUUUUUUCUUUAAGGAAACGGACCUAAGAUACAGUUCCUCCGAAGGCCAGACGUAGACAAGGUGCAUCUUAAAAUGGACAGAAAUUAGUUUUUAAUCUACAACAUUUGGCAACGUUAAGAUAACUUUAAAAAAAAGAACACUGGACUCUUGUUAGCAUGUUUUCCAAAGAAAGGCUGAGUAAGGACUGACCGAUCGUAGAAGCUGUUUGUUCUGGAUUGCAGUUUGAGUCUUAACUUGAGGCGUCCUACCUGCCCACCACUCUCCCACACCCUCAAGUUUUCAGGUACAAAAAAAAGGAAGCUAGGUGUUGUGGUUUUGGGAUCAUUAAAAAAAUAUUAUAUAUAUGAAGCAGCAGAGACCGUAACUUAGUGUUUUCGAUGACAGACCGACCAACAUACAUUCCACAAUAUCUGUCUGUGCGUGUUCACCACUUUUGGGCCCAAAGUUUGUACGGUUAGGAAGUUUACUGUGUCUGUCUGCUCAGGAGUGAAUGUAUGGGUGUAAGAGGUUUUUAAAGAAAGUAAGAAUGUGUGUGUUUACGUUAAUGUUAUGGGGCAGUUGUGUCUGUGUACACCUGAACAUUCCUCCCAUCACUGGUUUUUACCUCUAGCAGAUCAUCUCUUUCUACAACCUGUUGUGCGCUGCAGCCACGCACCCUAAAGGCAGCACAGAAAGAAUUCAACAUGUCAUGUAUCUACAAAAAAAAUGAGCACUAGCCAACUGUAUGCACACCUAUUUGUAAAUAUGUGCAAGAUAUACUGAAUGUUAAAUGCAAUGUAUGAAGAUUUAUUUAAAACUAUGUUUAAAAAUAAUUUAUCUGUUUGAGCAAACUUAUAGCUAUCCAUCUCCUGGUCGCCCUGCCUCUGCAAAUCUCUCCUGUAGACAAAGCUGUCCAUGCAUCUUUAAAUGUGGCCACAAAAAAAAAAGCUAAGCUAGCCAUCUCAUCAUCUCUCUUGUCAUUCUAGCUACCACUGAAAUGAAAUCCCAUGAGUCUUUUGUACAUUUGUUGAUAGCCCUGAGCCCUGGGUGAACGCCUCAGCCCAGAAACUUUGUAAAUGAGAUUAAAGAGAUCUGGUUCGGGGUCCAGAAUGCAGCUUGUCUGAUAGCGUAUGCGCAUAUGAGGUCAGUUUGGUUUGUUUUGAGCUUUGCACUAUGGCUGAUGCACUAUUGUUAUUAAUACAAUAUGUACAGAGUGGAGAUCAAAUGCAGUCGGGAAGAAGAAGGAAGAAAUGAGAUCCGUCUUACCCCAUAUUUUUAGAGACUAUCUUUUUUGAAAUUAAUCAAUGAAAAGGAAUGAAAUCAAGACUGCCAAUGGAUUAAAAUGAAGGGAAAAUAAAAUAUUAAAACACGAAGCCACACCU